UAAUGAAGUUUGGUGUUUUGUUCUUUUUACUUGAAUGGAAGGAGAUUUCCUCUUUGAUUUUGAUACUAGAUUCUAACCUACAUUUUUAAAACGCAACUUUAGAUAAACUUUAUUUUUUAAAAACAUGAUAUGUUAAUAAUAUCACUUUUAUAAAUACAUUAUAUAGGUUGCUAAAAUAUAUAUUACAAAAUUUUGUAAAGUAUUUAUUUAUAAUAAUUCUGAUGAAAAUAUUUAAUUGAUAAGAAAAUUAUAACAUGUUCUUAGUAAAAAUUAAAUAGACAUUUAGGUCUAAAAUAAAGGACAUUUAAAGAUUUUAUAGAAACAGAAUAUUUUUGAAAAAAAAAUAGUUAUUUUAAUUUUGAAAUAAUUAAAUAUAUUAAAUAUUCUGUGACUAAAUUUAGUAUGAUGAAUUUCCAUUAAUGAAUAUCUAAACAUUCAAAUAGUAUUUUUCUGUUGAAACUACUCUUGUUUUGUGUGUGUUUAAGUCUUUGCUCGUCCUAAUGCAUAUCUCAAUUUCUCUAUCCAUGCUUAAUUUUUAGUCACCAAUCAAUCAAUUAAUGUAUCAUGUUAUGGGUGUUAUUGCAACCUGGAACAUAUAAGUUCUUCUAUUUAAACUCAAGAGUAAGGACAAUUCUCUGCUUUAAAACUAUAUAUUCUUUAUAUUGAACGUAGUGAACGCUAAUGGUACAUCUCCUUAACUGAUGUUAUUGGGGAACACAAGAUAUAAACUUGUAAAGAAAGCAAACAUAUUAUGCUUUCUUUGUUAGAGAACAAAUGAUGAUGAUCUGAGACGAAAGAAGAGAUUUUGGAUGAAGACAUGGCCUCAAAACUAGGUAAUAUCAAUUGCAUAAUGCAUGAGAAAAUGGCCAAGUAUUGUAGAGAUUGAGGUCUUAUUUAAAUGCAGAGGAAUAAACCCUAAUGGAUAUGCUCAAAGCUCUCAGACAAAACAACCAAUUCAGAAAGUUAAUUAAUGGCAGCAAGACAGCAACCGAGAGGAACAGGCUUAGAGGUUCAGUAUAAAGAUUUUGUCCCUAAAUCUGAUUGGAAAGACCAACCUGAAGCCAUUCUAUUCACCAUUGAUCUUCCAGGUUUUACAAAGGAGCAAAUAAAGGUAAUGUAUGUGCACGCCUCGACGAUGAUAAGAGUCACCGGAGAACGUCCCCUGGCUGGUCGGAAAUGGAGCCGUUUCAACAAAGUAUUCAAUGUUCCUCAGAAUUGUCUAGCAAAUAAGAUCCAUGGGAGCUUCAAUAACAACACGUUAACAAUCACCAUGCCUAAGGAGACGAUUACAAAGAUGCCUAAUCUUCCAGAAACUUCUAAAACUAUGGCUGAUAAGGUGGAGAAGCUAGAGGAGAAGAGGUUGUUGGAGGAAUCUACUAGGAAAGCGAAGGAAGCAGAGGCUGAGAAGAAGAAGAAGCUUUUGGAAGAGAAAGAGGGAAUACUUAGGAAGCUUCAAGAAGAAGCUAAAGCAAAAGAGAUGGCUGAGGCAAAGAAGCUGCAAGAAGAAGCUAUAGCAAAAGAGAAGGCUGAGGCAAGGAGGGUGCAAGAAGCAGCUAUAGCAAAAGAGAAGGCUGAGGCAAGGAGGUUGCAAGAAGAAGCAAAAGCAAAAGAGAUGGCUGAGGCAAGGAGGCUUCAAGAAGAAGUUGUAGCAAAAGAGAAGGCCGAGGCAAGGAGGUUGCAAGAAGAAGCAAAAGCAAAAGAGAUGGAUGAAGCAAGGAGGCUUCAAGCAGAAGCUAUAGCAAAAGAGAAGGCCGAGGCAAGGAGGUUGCAAGAAGAAGCAAAAGCAAAAGAGAUGGCUGAAGCAAGGAGGCUUCAAGAAGCAGCUAUGUCAAAUGAGAAGCUGUUGGAAGAAGCUGCACUAGAGAAGAAGAUCCAGGAUAAGAAAUCUAUGGAUGAAUUUGUAAGAAAAGAGAAGAUGAAAGAAAAACUAAGUGACUCGGUUCUGGAAGAAAAUAAAACAGGAAAAGGAAUAAUGGAGAAAAUAAGGGGAAGAGAAAUAACAAGUGAAGAGAAGAAGUUGAUGAUGAAUGUAGGAGUGUCUGCCUUUGUUAUCUUUGCCCUAGGAGCUUACGUUUCUUACAGACCAGAAUGAGAAUGAUAUGGUCUUAAACGAAGUUGUGUAUAAAGCUCUUAUACUUUGUAAAAUGUGAUAUUCCAAAAAUCUAAUAAAGUUUGAUGAUGCCAUAUUUAUAACA
This is a messenger RNA of Brassica rapa (field mustard), 2195 nucleotides long. Its product is annotated as inactive protein RESTRICTED TEV MOVEMENT 2. Lineage: Eukaryota; Viridiplantae; Streptophyta; Magnoliopsida; Brassicales; Brassicaceae. Gene Ontology annotation, biological process: cellular response to heat. The record is from RefSeq and is a predicted model, not a curated record.